This is a messenger RNA of Durio zibethinus, 899 nucleotides long. Lineage: Eukaryota; Viridiplantae; Streptophyta; Magnoliopsida; Malvales; Malvaceae. The record is from RefSeq and is a predicted model, not a curated record.
AUAUUUCCCAUUGGUUUCCCUCUUAUUGCUCACCAUCUGGAGUCACUACUUGUUUCUGCUCUAAUUUUUCGAGUUAUAAAUUAGCUUAAAACAGUCGCAGCAAUGGGAAUGGCAAUAUCUAGAUUGGUGAGGAUGCUUUUUGCAAAGAAAGAAAUGAGGAUAUUGAUGGUGGGACUUGAUGCUGCGGGCAAAACAACCAUCCUUUACAAGUUGAAACUUGGAGAGAUUGUUACUACCAUACCAACCAUUGGAUUCAACGUGGAAACUGUCGAGUACAAAAAUGUUAGCUUCACCGUCUGGGAUGUUGGAGGACAAGAUAAGAUACGACCCCUAUGGAGACACUACUUUCAGAACACUCAGGGCCUUAUUUUUGUGGUGGAUAGUAAUGACAAAGAACGAAUAACGGAAGCCAGAGACGAACUUCACAGGAUGCUAAGCGAGGAUGAACUACGUGAUGCAACCUUACUUGUCUUCGCCAACAAGCAAGAUCUUCCAAAUGCCAUGACCGUUUCUGAAAUCACUGAUAAACUUGGCUUGCAUUCACUUCGCCAACGCCGUUGGUACAUCCAGGCUACGUGUGCCACCUCUGGCCAAGGACUUUAUGAAGGCCUUGAUUGGCUCUCCAGCAAUAUCUCUAGCAAGGCAUAAUCCAGCCAGCUCCUCAUUCAACGUAGAAAGUUAUCUACUUCCAAAGAAAAACCUGAAAUAUAGGAAUGAAGGGCAUGUAACUCAGUUUUCAUUAUUCAGUAGAUUUUAAACCACUUUUAUGAUUAAGAAACCAUAAUAUAUAUGUGUGAUACAUCAUAAGAAAUGUUCAACGAUGGUUAGCUAAAGUAGAUUCAUGACUCUUAUUUUGUACUUUUAUCCAUAUAAAUAAAAAUAAGAAUACUUUAAGAGAA